AUGCCAAACCUUCGGUACAUCUCCUGCACGCGCUGCCAGUGGAAGGGAUUCACCCUCAGAGCCCUCUUCCGCCACAUGCACUCAGCUCAUGGCCAUGAGAAAAACUGGACCUGCGGCUUGGAAGGAUGUAUGAUGACGUACAGAUCCUACUUCACAUACCGCAGGCAUGUGACAAGCAAGCACAGUGGCCUCCUUGGAAGUCACGAUUCACGAGCCACCUCUCAAGCCACCCAGAAUGAAGGCAGUGAGGAAAUUGGGGAACCCACGGGGGCCGAAAGUACGGUGUCUCAGGACGAUGAUGGCAGUAAUGAAGCUGAUGACAUCAGUAAUGAAGAACAAGAUGCAUCCAGUUCCGUAUGUACAGCAGAUUCUACGAAGCGCCUUGCACUCUUGCUUCUGAAGUGGAAGGAGCAAAUGAGGCUACCAGAGUUCAGCUUGAAUGAAGUUGCAAAUGAUGUCAUACAUUACAUCCAGGACUUAGUUCAGCAAUCUGCAGGUACACCUGAUGCACAGCCACUUACUGACAUCAUUAAGGAGCUGCCUAUUCUACAAACAAAAGGUGGUCGGAAAGACUACUGGAAGAGCACACUGCCUUUUGUACAACCAGCAACGAUGUACCUGGGAAACAACUCAAAGGGGAAAGCCAGAUACGUUCCAGUUCCACACGUAAGUGUACAACAGGGCAGCGAAGGCCACCUCAAAAGCGUGUUUGAUGGCUCCGCCUUCAAAGGGCACAAAUAUUUUCAAGGCGAUACCAACAAGUUCUGUAUCCAGCUCUACUGUGAUGAAUUUGAAGUCUGUGAUCCCUUGGGUGCCAAAAGAGGAAAACACAAGUUGGCAGUCAUAUACUAUUCACUUCUAAAUGUGCCUGCUGAGUACAGAUCCCUUCUGCAACAUAUCCAUCUAGCUGUGGUUGCUCGGGACAAGCUUGCGGAACGCUAUGGACUGGACCGUAUUCUGGAGCCCCUUGUGAAGGAUGUCAGAGCUAGAAACAGAAGGCAUAGUCGUGAUUCUAUACGGUACACUGGGUCAGUGCUGUGUCUCUCAGGCGACAACUUAUCCAACCACCGUGUGGGGGGAUUUGCAACAAGCUUCAGCCACGGUCGCGUGUGCCGCUUCUGCAUGGCUUUGCACUAUGAACUGUCUGCCAAGCACAAGGAGCAGCAUUUUCACAUGCGGUCUCCUGAAAGCCAUGCAUACCCACCUCGACAUGUUGGAAAGAGGGUUGCCUGCACUUUCAUUAUAUGGAGUGAAAAGGCCCUGUGCAUUACCACUUCACGGGUUGACCCCACAGAGCACCUGCCGCCCGACGUGAUGCAUGAAGUUCACGAAGGCAUCUUGCCAUUCCUCCUGAAGCACGUACUUUCCAAGCUUGUUUCUGACAAAUAUUUCCUCCUUGGAAACCUUGAAUGCUUCCAUUGA
This is a messenger RNA of Ornithodoros turicata, 1422 nucleotides long. RefSeq lists its product as uncharacterized. Lineage: Eukaryota; Metazoa; Arthropoda; Arachnida; Ixodida; Argasidae. The record is from RefSeq and is a predicted model, not a curated record. The transcript is spliced from 2 exons. Bases 1 to 1422 code for a protein of 473 amino acids.